Molecule: messenger RNA, 2911 nt
Organism: Doryrhamphus excisus (bluestripe pipefish)
Lineage: Eukaryota; Metazoa; Chordata; Actinopteri; Syngnathiformes; Syngnathidae
Gene: dact2
Product: dishevelled-binding antagonist of beta-catenin 2
Biological process (GO): negative regulation of nodal signaling pathway
Cellular component (GO): cytoplasm
Source: RefSeq, a predicted model, not a curated record
UCUAGGGUAGUUUCACCAGGUAGUUAAAAACCCAAGCAGGUCAACAAAAGCAACAGCAAGACAUUGUCGUUGGCAGAGAGGUCGGACGAGGACUUUUCACAUCAUUGCAUGACGUUUGUGGAUAUGCACCGUGUCUGCCCUCCAACAUGCUGACCACCAAAGGCUCCUGCGUGGGAAUGAUGAGCGCUGCAGCGGGUACGGACCGCAGCAGGGUCGGAGAGAGGCUGCAGGCUGCCCUGGCCGGGCUGCAAGAGCUGCAUCUGCUUCGGGACCGGCAGAGUGACAUGGUGAGCUGGGCUCUGAAAGUGGACCGGGAGGAGCCGUUCACUUGCGUGCGCCCUGGCCCGGAGGACACCAGGACGAUGGGGACCGAGGAGCAGCGGUUGGAGGCGACACUUACAGCACUGAAGCAGCAGCUGUCUCGUCUUCGGAAACAGGAUGUCGGACUGAAGACUCAUCUACAGCAGCUGGACCAACAAAUAAGUGAGCUGAAGCUGGAUGUGAGCAAGGCCUCCUCAGAGCAACUGGAGAGCGACAGCAGGCCAAGUUCAGGUUUCUACGAGCUCAGCGAUGGUGGCUCUUGCUCCUUGUCCAACUCCUGCACCUCUGUGUACAGCGAGUGCCUGUCGUCCUCCCAGACGAGUCUUCUCCUCCCAGCCACGAGCCCUGCUAACGCUCAAGUUUCCCAACAAUCACAAGCGGAUGUUUACCGUCGCCGCUCGGCCGAUGAAAGCGCGACUCAGCCUAACACGACCCGCGGCAUCAUCACUCAUCUGGGAAGCAGCAGGAUCAGAGCGAGCUCUGCUGUUGCUGAACACGGACGGCCGAGACCCGUGUCAACAGGUGACCUAGACCGGAUGAUGACUCAAGGGCUAAACUAUAAAUCUGUGGACGCUAGGAAACAACCAGGGUGCCCAAACCUGAAGAUCCCUACAAUGGACCCUAAAUUUCAGAGCAAUUUGGUGUCCCGCAAUGGAAUUGAAUUGUACCACUACCCUAGCCCACUGCAUGCUGUGGCCCUCCAAAGCCCAAUCUUUUUCCAUGUCGGGGAAGCAGCCAUACCUGGACUUGCAGAAGGAACCCCAGUGACGGAGUCUGACACGCUUCAGGGUACUGAGAUGGGCUUUGAUACUAAGACGCUGGGCUAUAUUGACAAGCUCCUCCAGCGCAGCUCCAGCAAAAACCACAUUGAAAAGUUCCCAGAGGCUGUGCAGACACACAGCAACUAUCAGAGUAAACCAAGUGAAGUCGUAACUGUGUUUCCUCAGAAACCGGUAUCUCCUCCUCAACCUCCCCCGACUCAAGCCAUAAACAUCAUACCACAAGAUAACGAACAGAGGAGACACCGCAUGACACAUUCCAAUCCAGGAACAACUGAUAACGCUGGCCACCAACAGUCAGCAAGACCUCAGGAGGUUUCAUAUGGGCCACCGUAUCCUGCUGUCAUGAGGGAGUACAGCUCUGAUGAGGUGACUAUGUCAUCACUGAGGAAGAAGGACAAAACACAUGUUGUGUCAAGAGGCCACUUAGAAACAAGGCUGGAAGAGAAGAAGGGUCAUAGGCAAAGACCAGUCAUGUCACACAGCUCAAGUGCAGAGGACAGUCAAGGCUUUGAGAUACACAAUGGCCACAUAGGCUCCUCCGAGUUUGUCCAUGCCAAAUUUGUCCCAGCUGGGACUCAGAGGGUCAAGGUGAGACAGGCUGAUCGUAAAACCAAAGCCGUAAAACUCAGAAGAAAGAGCAGUGAGAAGCAUCGAGCGCUGAGGCAGCAGCAUGGCUACUCAUCUGGCGAAAGAACACGAGAAUCUAGUGGAUCCAAGGCGGAAGCAAGAAGAUCAGCCAAGGGCAAGAUCCAGAAAUAUGCCAGCUGUCCAACUGAAGAGCACAAACAGGGUUCAGGGUCAGACUCAAGCCAGUGUGGCCCUGGACUAAUGUACACCCACAAGGUCCAGUCCAAGCCACACCCUCUUCCAUCUGCCACCAAAUCCAGCAAAAGCCGCAGAUCACAAUGUGGAGAGUAUGAUCAGCCUCCGGAGCAGAGGAAGAAGAGGCACGGGGAGAAGCUCCAAGCCUUGUGUGCUCAGCGACUGAGGUCCAAAGAUCUCCAUUCACAUGCACCAGGAGGUAUGCAUUUGGUCCGCAGUAUGAGCGCCAGGUCAGGCCAGUGGAUGGGACCUCCUCGCUCCUUCAUGACCUCUAUAUCAGCUAACUCCUUCCAUACUAGUCUCAAUGCAAGGUACCCCCCAGCACCUUAUGGCAUAUCCAGCCACUACCCACCGAGAUGUGAGUCUGAAUACUCAGCUGAGUGCAUGUCACUCUUUCAUUCCACCAUUGCUGCAAGCAGCGAUGGGGAGAUGAGCGAUAACACCACCAAUCGCUUCGGGGAUAGCGAGUCCAGCCAGAGUUUCCAAUCUUUCUCAGACUCGGACAGCAGCCUGUCCCUGGACGAGGGGGACCAGUUGGACAGCCUUGAGGAGGAGGGAGACCUCGUAUGGGCUGAAGCUUCGCUUGGGCCUACUGCAGCCGGACGUACCCUUCAGCAACUCCCACGACCGGAGCCCUCAGCCUGCCGCAUCAAAGCUUCCCGAGCCCUAAAGAAAAAGAUUCGUCGCUUCCAGCCUGCCUCUCUGAAGGUCAUGACCCUGGUGUAGCGGCGUGACCUCAGGCGAAACGUUGACAGAAUUUCAUUGUGGCACCCUUCCUAUUUGGAAGAACAAUAUUGUUGUAACCAAAAGCAUGCAUAUGUAUGACACCAUUAUACUUACACUUAUUUGUAAAUACUUAUCUUAUUCUACGUCAUUUCUCAAUGCAUGUAUGCUAUUCAAGAGAAAUUCGUAAUCAUGUGUACAAAACCCAACUUUUUACAUUAGUUAUUUCAAUUCAUAGUUCAUUCUUUAUUUUUUCUGUCUAA